GAUUUUUUACGGGAAUCACAGUACAGAUAAACCUUAGCACUAGCAAUCUGUGCCAUUUUUCAUAAGGCGUCUCCACUCGCAUUGAGUUUGUAUUGUGAAUGUUAAGGUGCGUGCAACGCCCUUCAAUGUAAAAAACAAUACAAGUGGAGAUGAUACACGGGAUUUAUCUGUACUUUGGCAUCGUUACUUUUUUUGUAUCAAGUGAAUCGUGCAACGGACGAUAAGGUCAGUGGUGUCGAUACCGACUAUUUCGAAAAGGACGGCAAAGAAGUGAUGUGUUUUGAAGUUAUUGUCCAAACAACAAAAAACAAACACGAAAAUCGGGUGAAACUGCCCAACGAAGAUCGGCAAAUGGUUGAAGUGGAAAUCGGCUAUGACUUCCAGUGGCCAAACACCGACGCCCUGGGAAAUGUCUUCAACGAUUUAUACGAUAUGCACAAAACCAAUAUUUUGACACAUCGGUGGAAAUGGGCCCGUUGGUUUAUAUUUGUGCAUACCAAUGGAACGUGUCCGAGUUCCACGAAAAUUUGGAGCCAAACGAUCAAGUAUUAAUAAACGACGCCGACAUCAACGUGUUGUUGAAAUACUUGUUCUUCCAGCGUCCAUUGAAUCCUAAUUCCGACUUUAAGGAAUUGUUGUAUAUAACAUUUUUUUGAAACGGUUGCAAAAAAUUGGUGGUCCAGAAAAUGAAAACAUGCUCGAUUUCGUUACAAAACAUUGGUUUCAAUCGUUGUAUGUAUUUUGUCGCAUUCAACGCGACACCGUGAUGAGAAUUGAGUACAUUAUUUCGAUAUGGAUUGAGAAGUGAGCUGUUCAAUGGAUACACUCCGGAUAUAUUUGUACUGGAUCGUGGGCUCUGAAUACACUUCAACCGGUUCAGUACAUUCGUAGUUGAGACGUAGCAGAACACAUCAGCAUUUUAGAUUUAAUUUUGAUUUUUCGACUUUAACAAUAAUUCAUGUAACGUUAAGCUAUUCUGAUUUUGUGCCCCUGCCAAAGUAAUUACCGCGCCGGGAAGCAAAAGCAAACCGUGUCGGCUAGUAUGAUUAUGUUUUCAAUAAACCAAAUCAAAUGAAAUGAACAUAAAAAAGACCGAAUAAAUAUAAAAAAUCGAAAAACGGAAAAACGCACAGUUGAAUCGGUUCAAUGGUAAAUGGUAAGUGGUUGACGUGUACGGACGUAUAUGUAUGUGUACAUCUGUACGAGGAAUUUUUUCUGUGCUUUCCAUAUUCGGAUUCUUUCGCUUUUCUUCACUCGCAUGUACUGGGAAAACUGUAUACAUUGCGCAUGCUUCGGGCUAAAGUGAAAUUGAAUAGAUAAUGAUAGUUGUAUGAAUGAAUGUUCCUCAUUAUGAGUCUUUGAAAACUUUGUGUAGCAAAGCUUUAUUUGAUUUACACUGUGGAGGAAGAAAAAAUUGGUGGAUUCACAUUUUUUAAAAUUAAAAAUUCAUCUCGUCGCGUGUUUCGUCUAUUUGAUUGACUUGGAAAUCAGAAUUAAUAUGAUUGGUGGACACAAAUUAAGUUUUACUUCGCAAAGUGAAGUAAUUUAGGUGAUUUACACACCAUCACCAUAGUGAAUCAGGAAGAAAAAAAAGCACACUCAAAUAGGGCGGAUAGCAUUUUGCCACUAUUCGAAAUCUUGAUUUAAAAUCGAAAUUUUCAAGAAGUAGUUCCAGUACAGAAAUCAUGCGAAUUCUCGGUUUAUAUCGAUUUUACGAAAUUUUUAGUUUUGGUUUUCUAUUGUUCUGUUGUACUAUUCCGUUGAUACAAUGCCAUCGAUCCGAUGUUUACAUAGCGGGAUUUUUUCCGUACGGCGUGGGCAAAGAAAAUUCAGAAGUUGGCAGAGGAGUGAUGCCCAGUGUUAAAUUGGCUUUAGAUCAUGUUAACGAGCACUCGGAUAUUUUGACCAAUUACCGCCUUCACAUGUGGUGGAAUGAUACACAAUGUAAUGCAGCUGUUGGAGUUAAAUCCUUUUUUGACAUGAUGCAUUCAGGACCACAUAAAUUAAUGUUGUUCGGAGCCGCUUGUACUCAUGUUACUGAUCCCAUUGCAAAAGCCAGUAAACAUUGGCACUUGACUCAGUUAUCUUAUGCGGACACGCAUCCUAUGUUUACACGAGAUGCUUUUCCGAAUUUCUUUCGAGUAGUUCCAUCGGAAAAUGCAUUUAAUGCGCCGCGCAUGGCAUUGUUAAAAGCAUUCAAUUGGACACGAAUUGGAACAAUCUACCAAAAUGAGCCACGAUACUCUUUACCACACAAUCAUUUGGUGGCUGUUAUGGAUUCAGAAAACAUCACGGUACUCGAAACCCAAAGUUUUGUCGCUGAUGUUAAGGAUUCUUUGAAAAAACUUCGCGAAAAAGACGUUCGAAUCAUUUUGGGGAAUUUUAAUGAGCAUUGGGCCAGACGAGUUUUUUGUGAGGCUUACCGUCUCGAGAUGUACGGACGUUCAUAUCAAUGGUUAAUUAUGGGAACAUACUCACUAAACUGGUGGAUGAAAAACGAUACGAUUGAUUGUACUCCAGAGGAAUUGAAAAAAGCACUCGAAGCGGCCAUUCUCACGGAUUUGCUACCAUUAUCAACGACUGGUGAUAUCACCAUCAGUGGAAUCACCGCUAAGGAAUAUUUGGCCGAAUAUGACUCAAGAAGGGGACGUGAAUAUUCAAGAUUUCAUGGAUAUACUUACGAUGGAAUUUGGGCUGCUGCAUUGGCCAUUCAAUAUGUGGCUAAACGAAGGGAGCAUUUUAUGGCAAAAUUCGAGUACCGUGUCAAAGACUGGGAAAAUAUUUUUUUAGAUGCAUUAAGAAACACCAGUUUUGAAGGCGUUACGGGCCCUGUACGUUUUUACAACAACGAAAGACGCGCAAACAUCUUAUUGAAACAGUUUCAAGUCGAUAAAGAGGUCAAAAUCGGUGAAUUUAAUUCAAUCGAAAAUAAACUGAUGUUUGAAUCUGGCGAGCAAUUGAAAUGGAUCGGUCGAUCACCACCAAAGGAUCAAACUGUUAGGAUAAUAGAGCGUAGUCAAGUGAAUCUAACUAUCUAUGCCAUUCUGGCCAGUUGUUCCGUUUUGGGCAUUAUUUUGGCCGCAAUUUUCCUUGGAUUUAAUGUAAAAUAUCGAAACCAAAGAUACAUCAAGAUGUCAAGUCCUCAUUUGAAUAAUCUUAUCAUUCUUGGAUGCAUGUGUACCUAUUUAAGCGUUAUAUUUCUGGGUUUAGACAGUGGUCUCAGUGGCGUUUCUGCAUUUCCAUACGUUUGCACUGCAAGGGCAUGGCUAUUGAUGGCUGGAUUCAGUUUGGCAUUCGGAGCUAUGUUCUCGAAGACCUGGCGUGUUCAUUCCAUAUUCACUGAUGUUAAGCUCAAUAAAAAAGUUAUCAAAGACUAUCAACUGUUCAUGGUGGUUGGAAUUUUAUUGGCUAUUGAUGUAGUCAUCAUGUUGACAUGGCAAUUUGCUGACCCAUUUUACCGCGAUACUAAACAAAUUGAACCAGUACACCAUCCAAUGAUGGAAGACGUUUUGAUUGUACAGGAAAACGAAUAUUGCCAAUCAAGUAGAAUAACCAUAUUCAUUGGAGUAAUAUACGCAUACAAAGGAUUAUUAUUGAUUUUUGGCGCUUUCUUGGCAUGGGAGACCAGACAUGUUUCAAUACCAGCGCUCAACGAUUCGAAACACAUUGGUCUGAGUGUGUAUAAUGUGCUGAUAAUGUGUAUCAUGGGGGCUGCGAUUGCCCUAGUGCUAGCAGAUCGUCGAGAUGCUGUUUUCAUUUUGAUCUCAGUAUUUAUAAUAUUUUGUACAACGGCAACGUUGUGCUUGGUGUUCGUACCGAAAGUAAGAAUUGUGGUAGUCGAAAUGCGACGUAAUCCACAAGGAGCUGUUGAUAAACGAAUUCGAGCUACACUUCGGCCAAUGUCGAAAAACCGACGAGAUUCAUCGGUUUGUGAGUUGGAGCAACGUCUCCGUGACGUUAAGACAAACAAUUGUCGUUUUAGAAAAGCUUUGCUUGAAAAAGAGGCUGAACUACAGGCACUUAUUCGCAAAUUGGGCCCCGAGUCACGUGCUUGGAUUGAUGGAACCACUGAAUCAGAACCACUUCUUAACCGACCCACUCUAUCGGUUCCAAUCGUUCGACGAGAUAUGCCCAGCACAACUGAUGUAACUGAUAUGACUUCAGUUGGCAGCAUGACAUCCACGCAUGACUCUGAACACGUUACCACCAUGGCUGACGGAAAAAACUCAAAUCUACAAACUGAUCUCCAACAAUUGAGUGCCCAAAUGAUGUCCGCACAACAAAAAUCGCAGCAGCUCAUUGAAAAUAAUAACAAUCAACCGCUGAUGGAUCCAUCACAGAAAAGGCGUCUAAGUCGGUCUCAGGAAAAUAACAUAAUUGAUAAGAUUUCAUUACCGUUGGAUAAUUAUGCAAAAUUAGCCAAUGAAUCGCACUACAUCAAGAAUAAAACCCUUCAGUCGCCGGUUAAUCGAUAUAAGGAACUUGAAGAAAAAACAAUAAAAAAUCGUUCGCAAUUAAUUUUGUCAUCAUUAACGCAUUCGAACACUGAGUUGAACAGUAUUUGUCCGCACAAAGAGAGCACAAAAAAUUUGAAUCAAGAACCACAUCGACGGGUGAGCGUUGGGGCUGCAAUGAAAGGUAAUUUUGUUGUGUCGCAGAGUGACUUAUGGGAUACGCACACAUUGUCGCAUGCAAAACAAAGGCAAUCACCUCGCAAUCAUCCAAAUCCACAACGUUGCCAAGAGCAUGUACACAGUGUACCACACGAACAGAACAGUCUAAUAUCGGCGCCAAUACAGCGAAGCGUUUCAGAGAAAAAUCGGACCAAACAUCGGCACAAACCGAAAAUAUUGAUGGGACAAUGCGAAACCGACAGCGAACGUGAGCGUGAUAAUCGCAAUCCAACGACGCCACAACGAAAACUUGCCAAAUCAAUACAGCAUUCCCAUCAUCAUUCAUCGCCGAAUGUAGCACCGGAAAAACAGCGAAAACAUCGCAGUAGCAAAGCUGAACUCUAUGGUGCUAGCUCUGAAUCGGAACUUCUUGACGGUGACACCGCCAUUCUGCCGAUAUUUAGAAAAUUACUUACCGAAAAACAGCCACGGUAUCGCAGUCGAAACAAUGUAGUCGGUGCCAGUUGUCCUAAUAUAUCGAUUAAGUGUGAUAUCGUAGAAUAUUUGUAAACACACACAAACACAAACACAAACACAAACUCACAUACAAAUUACACACACCAAUCAAUGAACAAUUCAUUCAAUAUUCAAUUAACGGUAUCAUCAUCGAAUUGGUAUUAGGUGCCACAUUUGACGUGGUUGUCUGUAGUAGCUUUGAAAGCGUUCAUCACCAUAGUCUAUUGAAUCAACAUGAACCAAAGUGUAGUUAAAAUUAGUAACAAGCCCUACUUUCGUGCAAGUAGCUGCAGUCCACCCCAGGCACUAAUGAAAAAAAAAAACUUUCGGUAGUACAUGUUUAUGAAUCACAUGGCCAACAUCGCAAGCAUGUUCGUAGCACUUGGGUUGGUUCUCAACAUAGUUCAGGAUUUGGUGUUUGUCCACGAACAUCGUACGGUUGAUUAUAACUAGUGAAAUGCAAACCAAAUGAAUCGAAAAAAUAGGAAUUUGAUGUGGAUGAAUUCGGAAUAAUGAAAAUAUGUCCCACGAAAAAAAAUCAGACCACGUCUACAGCUAUGUUUUUCCAUGUCCAUAUAGUUCAGACCUAGUCUAGAAAUUACUCAGCAUUGCUAUGACAUUUCAGGCCUGAUCUACGCUCAAUUCGCUCCCAAUCUUAUAUGGAGAUGAUAUGAACUCGUAAGAAUAAAAUCAACGUUUAACGUUGGUAUGCUCAUGCUCACGUAUCACAGCACAACUCAGUCGCAUAACUGGACGAAACAAAAUUUUGUUACGUGAAUGUGGAAUACUGCAAAUUGCAGUCUGCAAUACAUAUAUUCAGUGGCAAUUUCGUUCGGUACAAUUUUUUGAUUAGCCGUUGUGUAUAAGGUAGCUAUACUUUAUUCACACAAAUUAAAAUAUGAAGAUACUGAUUUCUUCAGUUUGGAAAUACAAAAUAAAUGAGAUUAUGUUAUUUGUUUACAUGCAUUUGUGAUGUGAUUCCAAUUGAAUAGUUUCAACUCAUUUGAACCAUUUUUAAUGAAAAGAUUUAAGUGAGUGAAGAGUGUGCGUUACAUUUUCAAUGAAUCAAUUAAAAUGUCGUUUCUUGACGAAGCAAGGCGAAAGAAGAACGCGCAUCCACACAGAAAGGAAAUACAGGGCGAAUACACAUCGUCACUGAAAUAUUGUUCGGAUGCCAUCCAUCGAUAUAACAUUGUUUUUGCUGCGCGCACAGUUUGUGUGUAGUCGAUGUGGCUGUAUACAGUAACGCACGCCACUUAUACAGUAACUUGCGUCGUCGAUAUGAUGAGAUGCUUAGCCAUCCAAAAACGUUUGUUUGAUACCAACACACAGGGCAUAACUAUCCCUUCGACAAUAUGUCGCUAGUGGUAUAUGCUCUUGCUGCCAUUGUAUGAUACAAACAUCACGAUUGACCUCUUUUAGUUUAUUAUUUAUUCCCUGGGGCUAAUUUUUAUGCGCGAAGUUGAGAGUAGUGUAUGUUUCACAGACUUUGUUCUGGAAAGAGAACAGUAUGUUUCUAAGCAGUAUAAAUAAUUCAUUGAUUUCAACAAAUAUAUGUAGGUUUAUCGUCUUUUACAAAGUUAAAAGCCCAACAAUUUUUGCGAAGACGCAAAUUCGAUCUUUCUUGUCAUUAGUUCAGCAAUCGCAAACAACCAUGAGUGAAAUAUACUCUACUUUAUCAAAAAAUAAGUCAUCAAAAAACAUAUAUGUUAUUGUACACAUAUACACUCACCCAUAGAUAUAAACAUAGCAAAACAUUGUUGUAGACCUGUCUGUUUUUCGAAUUGAGCAUUAUAGUUGUUACGACAUAUGGUCUUUACAGGUUUUUAUAUCCUAUUUUACGUAGAAAACUUCGAGGGCAUGCACUGUCAGAAUUUCCAACAUUUUUCUGUUGGUAUCUUUGGUAAUAUACGAAAAUCACGGAUAUCUGUGAAUUUCGUAUAUUACCAGAAAUAUCAAUAGAAAAAUGUUGAAAAUUCUAACAGGCAUUCAGUGCUGCUUAAUGGCGAGCGCGGCUCUUGCAUUCGCAGCCAGCUAUUUCUCGCAGUUUUACAUUGCCAAUACAUUUCCUUAUGGGGAUUUUUAUUUUGUUUAUUUUUUGUUGUUUGUAUACAAAUCUACCUAUCUUUUUGCAUUGUCUCUACAUACUUCUUAUGUACAUAUACUAUGUACAGUGGCUAUGCGUUGAUAUAGGUAGACUUGUAGACAAAUAAUGGUAAAUAAACAACAUACAUACAAGAGCCGCGCUCGAUAUUAAGCAGAGAUGGAGUAAAUGACCGGUAUAUAUACAUUGAUAUACCUUUGCGUUAAAUAACGCGUUCGCUGUCACUAAAGUAUUAUCUAACGCGUGCUAACGCGUGCUCUCAACGCAAAGGUAUACGUUUAAGUACAUUUUUUUACCGAUACACAUUUCCAUACACUUGCGGUAAACGAUGAACCAUCUCUGAUAUUAAGCAACACGGAAUGUCUGAAUUCUAACAGUGUGGUGGACAAAUAGUAUUAAAAUAUUACAAUGACACGACCAGGAUUUUUUUCGACGUGUUUUAUAUAGUGAUGUAACAUCAUUAUUCUUGUCGAUAUAUUAGCUGAAAUUUACAAACAAGUUCCAAAAGUGAUUUACUUCUAUAGUGAUGUCAAUAAAGACGAUCAAUGAAGCAGCGGACUUGUCAUCACACGCGUAGAUGUAGCAUUUGACUUGAUUUAGAAAUUCGUUAGUUGCCGAAACGUCGUAUAUGCAAUUCACUCCAUACUUUACGUGAAAUCCUAAUAUUCAGUUAGCCACGGCUAUGAAAUCCAUACGGACGACAACAUUCGACCUGCUUUUAGUGGUCAUACACACAACACAUAACACACAUUGAGCGGUCAAUAUAUACAAACAAUACAGACACGCUAGCAUAGGAUUUAUACGGUUUGCACGAAAGGAAAUCUUCAACUAUCACCACAAGCGUCGUGUCAGUUGAGCUCGUCUCUUGUUUACAUUGGAAAUACGUGUUAAUGUUGUUGUAGCUUCAUCGCCGUGCAGUAAGCUGAAGUGUGAUUUCGUUUGACGCAUCGCGCGUAGACAAUUCACGUUAAAUAUAACAUGAAUUCCUAUAUACUCUUCAUCAGAGUAGCCAUAGGUAUACAUAACGCGCAGCGCCGCAAACCAUACUUCGGCUUACCGAAUAUUAGGAUUCCACGUGAAAUUCAGAGUGAACUACAUAUACGACAUUUCGGCAACUAAUGAAUAGCUAAAUCAAGUCAAAUGCUACAUCUACGCGUGUGACGACAAGUCCGCUGCUACAUUGAACGGUUUUCAGCGCCACCUCUUUCGUUCACCAUAUACGCUAGUCAAUUAGCUGAAGAACGUUCAAUCUUUGCACCGUUCAAUUUUCACGAUCCAAUCAUAUCGAAUGACAGCUUAGUCGAUUUUGCGACAGGGGCUCUGAAACUCGUCGUAUUUGACCAAAACCUGGUAGCAAUGACAUAAUAAUUUGCAUAUGAAAAUCGUGAUCAAGAGCUUUUUAUUCACUAUUCGGCAUACACUGUAAAAGAAAAGUCUGUAAUCUGAAUAUUUAAUAUUUCCAAAUAUUGAUUCCAUUGCACCAAAGCAAUAUGUAAACAAAAUCCAAAAUCGCUUUUAAACAAACAAUAUCGAAGUAUUUUUUGUUCUAACGACUUAACAUUGAAUACACGUCGCUUGUUUGAUUUGAACUAGCCACAAAGCCAAAACGACCUUGCGAACUGGGAAGGAUAAAAAAACAUCUUACACUAUCAUUGGUGCUAGUGGCACACUCUAUAUAAAAUGGUUCUAGUGCCCCACUUGUAAAAAACACACCAAAAUAUGAACUAAAAGCCUGUUCCAGCUUCUUGAUAUCAAUUGAUUGGAUGUAUAAAAGAAGGAAAUUAAACAAAUAAUAGAAUUUAAGCAAGGAAGUUCACCCAAAAGUUCAGGGGAACAUGCUCGCUCUGCGUUACGCGUAGAGUCCAUUAGAAUCUAGGUCUAGUUUGUUAUUGCAUAACAAACUAUAAUUGAGGCGUUACAUGAAAUGUACUACAACACAAUAUAUGGAUGUAUUAUUGGGUCUAUGCGUUAAUUUCCGGGCUUUAUUUAAAAAAAACUCAUUCAUUUCAAUAACAAAAUGAAAUCAUAAACUAAUGAAAUUACUGUCAAUCGGAAGCGACAUCCUUUGCCUAUAUUUCACGCAAUUUACAGAAACCAUCUCGAAAAACUAACGGUACUUUUGACCCUAUGAACGGGUCGAUCCAUUUUUCGGGUUUUUCCAAAAAAAUCGAACCGUUCUCCACUUAGGUGAUUUUUAAUCGUCUGUAUCAAAUGGUAGUCAGAAGGUGGAAUGUCUGGAGAAUACAGCGCGGAUAUAGCGGGUGUUUAUAUUCAAUUGGUUCUUAGGAAUUUUCAACUUUUUCGGUAGAAAGUCAUUGAAAAAUUUUGCCUCGGGGAACCAAUUUUUUUUAAAUAUUAAGCUAUUUUUCCAAUCCUGCUGUUAGAAAUUGGUAUAUAACGAUUAGCUAUUGUUAGGAACGAUCAAAUCUAAUAUUUUGAUAUUAUUUUACCUCCACACAACGGACAAUAUCUUCCCCACCCCCGCAUAUAUGGCAAAUCACCCAUUUUCGAAAGACUGAUUGCGCCUCCCUCUAUAAUGACAAGGAGAAACAAGCAAAAUAUGAUUCUUUAUGCUUGAUUCUAUCGAGAAGGGUCCAUUCUUCAUAAUCAGUGCCAACCCGAUACAAACAUAAUGCUUUUUUCAUUAUUUAUUCUUGUGAAAAAAAAACAGCCUUCGCAAAAGUCGAUUUUCAGACUCGUAGAUCUAUCAUUACAGGUUGGAAAAAAAUUAAUUUUGUGAGACUUCAGAAAAAUGAGACAUACCGAAAAAGAUAGUAUUUUGACAAUACUUUAACAUAAGGGUAGCAACAAUAUUGCCCGAUGCCUUAUAAUACAAAUUACACCAUCUUCUGACGAAGCCCGGAAAUUAAUGCCUAAACCCAAUAGAUAGCAUACACAGUACAAUGAAGUUCAGGUCACCCAAAAUCAGCUAAACUUCUGUAUAAAAUUCAGUGCUACCACACUAACCAAUACACUACAUCAUAAUGUAUGGAAAUGAAAAUGUUCAAGUAUCGUAUUGAUGAUAACGUUUUAAUCAUAAUUUGUAGUUAGUCACAGAUAAUAAUUCAAUAUAAAACUAGAAUCUGUUACAGAAUUGAACCCGUGAGCAUAAAAACAACGUAUUGACUCUUCGCCGAUGAAUACGAAACGCAAAAAAAUCGCCGAACAAAGUGAAACACCAAUCUGUUAUUGGAUCAAUAUGAAACAUGAAAUCGUUGGCCACUAUUUUAUUUACGUUGCACUUUGUUUCGAAGCGCGGCAAGUGUUUCAUUUUGUUCCAGUAACAGAACGUUGUAUCACUUUGUUCGGCGACGCGCUCAAUGUACUGUUUUGAAAAAAUAUGCAUGAUUUGAUACAGUUUUGUGCGAGUGCAACAUAAAUUCUGUUCGCUUGAAAGUGAAUCGUGAAAUAUCGGCUGACUAUAGAAAUUGUGUUUCACUUUAAUUGAAACAAAAAUGUUUGAUACAAUUUUGAGUCCAUUGGUAUGAUGAUUCAUUUUAAUGGUGGUUUUUGAUCGUGAUUUGUCUAUGAAGUGAAAAUUAACUGAUAAGGAGUGCGAAUUUCGAUGUGCCGAUAAUACCAAUAGAGCAGAAAAAAAUACUAUAUGAAAAUCGAAAAAAAUUUAAACUUUUUUUUUCGACUGUUGCCUAUUUCGGAUCGUCUACAUGGGAAGUUUGUAUGAAAUCCUCGGAACGCGGGUUCACGCCGCUGUGAAUACAUUGGUUUAUAUAGUGAAAUCUAUACAUGGCCAAAACACGGACGCAAAACACCCAUUCUAUUUCGCUCCCACUUACGUGCAAUUUUUACCCGUAUAACAAAGUAGUCUGCUUUACUGUUAAAAAGAUGUGCGCAGUAAAGAAACAAGAACGUACAUGUUUCAGCAACGUUAAAGUGCACGUAAGUGUGAGCGAAAUAGAAUGGGUGUUGUGUUAAAAUGAAUCAUCAUACCAAUGGACUCAAAACUGUAUCAAAUCAUGCAUAUUUUUCCAAAACAGUACAUUGAGCGCGUCGCCGAACAAAGUUACAAAGUUACUGGAACAAAAUGAAACACUUGCCGCGCUUCGAAACAAAGCGCAACGUGAAUAAAAUAGUAGCCAACGAUUUCAUGCUUCAUAUUGAUCCAAUAACAGAUUGGUGUUUCACUUUGUUCGGCGAUUUUUUUGCGUUUCGUAUUCAUCGGCGAAGAGUCAAUACGUUGUUUUUAUGCUCACGGGUUCAAUUAAUGUACGUUUCAUGUAACGGUAAAAAGACCUGAUUGAAUCGACUAAACAUCAAAAAGGAAUUGUUAGUAUACAAGUAGUUUUUUCGACAAACAAUUAAAACAAUGUAAUUGAAUGUCCUUAAAAUGCAAAUCAAUUCAUAUGAGCAUCUUGAAAAUACUUACAAUUGUCAUUUUUGUAGAUAAUGAGUCCAAGAUAAUAUUUGAUACAAAAUACUUACUUUUGUUCGGAUGAAUUUAAUUUAUGCAUCAUGUGCUUCACACAUUAAUUGCUUGAAUGAAGCUAAAUGAUGAAAUCAUAAGCUUCAUUUUUAUCACAAACAAACAAAAAUUCUCGCAAUAUACAUUUACUUCAUACUUUGGAAUAUCACUGAAAUAUAUUUUUAUAUUUAUUUCAGUAAUAUUUCAAUGUAUGCAAUAUUUUGGAUUCCGAAAUUACCGCAAUAAAGAACUAAUCACACAAUUAAGUACAAAUAAGUUGUUGAGAAUGAAAAUGUUAUGAGCCGAAACCACCCGUUAAUAUGCGAGUCAUUCCUUUGUUCCUGAUAAGAGCUAGAAGACGGAUGCAAUAUUCCAGAACAUUUCAAGAUCUUCAUCUUUGCUUCAGACACGAUUUCCCACUGGUAGCAUAUAAAUGGGUGAUUUCGGCUAAUCACAUGUUUAUUCAACAACAAAUAAUACGCAACUAUGUCACCGACCGAUUACCUUAUUUCAAUGUUCUGUCGUUCUUUUUGUGAUACAACCGAUAAUGUUAGUAAUAGUUUGAUAAAUAAAAAUCCAAAAUUUAAAAUCAAUGUCCAGUAUGUGUUCUUUAAUAUUUUGAAAUUUUAAUUUUAGUGUAAAAAUUGAAUCGCAUAAAUGUUAAGAAUGUAUUUAAUUUGU
Sitodiplosis mosellana (orange wheat blossom midge) is the source of this 12334-nucleotide messenger RNA. It is a transcript of the gene GABA-B-R2, whose product is annotated as gamma-aminobutyric acid type B receptor subunit 2. Gene Ontology annotation, molecular function: G protein-coupled GABA receptor activity. Gene Ontology annotation, biological process: gamma-aminobutyric acid signaling pathway; G protein-coupled receptor signaling pathway. The record is from RefSeq and is a predicted model, not a curated record. Lineage: Eukaryota; Metazoa; Arthropoda; Insecta; Diptera; Cecidomyiidae. Gene Ontology annotation, cellular component: G protein-coupled receptor heterodimeric complex; membrane. The coding region runs from base 1686 to 5183 and encodes 1165 amino acids. The transcript is spliced from 19 exons.